AUGGCAAAAAACAAGACGUCAAAUAAGCAAUUACCAGUUCAUAAUCCGGCUACAUUACCCCCACAGGAAAUCCUAGAUCUUUUCAAAGUUACAUUCAAUGAAGAAUUAUACGUGGAGGAUAUAGAAAAAUUACAAGCUGAUAUUCAAGAUGUCAAAUCUAGUUUGUUUAAUCGAGAAUAUAUUGAAGCUUUUGAUGAUGAUAUUAAAAGAACUGCAUAUUGUAUAAGAUGGUCAUCUUCUCGUGCGAUGGCUUACGCGUCUUUAUUUGCAUUCUUUGAUCCCAUCAAGAAAAUUAUUCAAUGCCACUCAUCAGAGGAUCAAGCAGUAUUGUGUAUAGGUGGUGGUGCAGGCGGGGAAUUAAUUGCAUUAUGUAGCAUGUUUGUUUAUUCACAAAAUAUGACAAAAAAAUUCUCCACUAAUAACGAAGAUGUAGCAGAAAGUCCGAAGUUGAAAUUAAAUUUGAUGGAUAUAGCAGAUUGGAGUUCUAUUAUAGAAAGAUUAGAAAAUCAAAUUAAUGAAAAAUGGUUAUACGGCGGUGGUAAUGAUACCUUAAAUAUUAAUUUUAUUCAUGAUGAUAUAUUAAAAAUGAAUUUCAAUGAGAAUAAUGUAUCUCUCUCCAAUAUUAAUUUAAUAACGUUAUUAUUUACCACAAAUGAACUUUUUACAGAACAUAAGACAGAGAGCAUCAGAUUAUUACAAAAAUUCAACAAAGAUUGUAAAUCAGGAUGCCAUUUAUUAAUAGUCGAAAGUGCUGGUAGUUAUUCACAUAUAACAGUGGGGAGAAAACAAUUCCCUAUUCAUUUCCUAAUAGACACAAUAUUGGUUGGUGUAAGAACUGGAGAUAAAUCACCUUCUGCCUGGUCAUUAGUAUCCGAGAAUGACAGCUUAUGGUAUCGUUGCGAUCCAAACUGUGACUACCCUCUAAAAGUGGAAAACAUGAGAUUUUUUAUCGUUUAUAUAAAAAAAAUUAAAUAA
Henningerozyma blattae CBS 6284 is the source of this 975-nucleotide messenger RNA. RefSeq names its product 25S rRNA (uracil2843-N3)-methyltransferase (gene BMT6). The transcript has a single exon. The record is from RefSeq and is a predicted model, not a curated record. The coding region runs from base 1 to 975 and encodes 324 amino acids. NCBI's taxonomy places the organism in Eukaryota, Fungi, Ascomycota, Saccharomycetes, Saccharomycetales, Saccharomycetaceae.